UUGUCAGUCUGCGGCAAAACUAGCGUGUUUUUGUGAUUCGUUCUGCUCCCAUCGUAGUCAAAGUCCCGCACAUGUGAAACCGGACCAAAGCUUGUGAUCUAUUUUACGUUAACGAUGAUCCCCGUGGCGCCCCAGGGGAAGCCGGCCACCAUGGACAAGACGGUGUUUCGCUUUUUCGACAAAUUUACCAGCGCGGACGAGACAACUCGCGUCCGCGGGGCCUGCGAGCUGAUCGCGUUUUUGGCGAGCGAACCCGAGAAGAAGGAGAAGGAACGUGCCUAUGCGUUGAAGCGGUUGAUUCGGGGUGUUGGAUCGAACACGAAUGCGUCCAGGGCGGGGUACUUUACGGCUCUGGUGGGAUAUUUGGAGCAGGUGAAGGACACCGAGUUCUGUCCCGGGAUAAUGGAGAUAUUUGGUUUGGUCAAGUCGGAAUUGUCCGAUUCGGACAAGGAUGGGGACGACGAUGAUAAGCAGGCCCAGCUGAAGGUGGAACUUAGGAUUGGGAAGAUCUCGGUUUGUGGGGCCAUAAUCGGGACUGGACUGGUGGAUGGAGCGUCUGAUUUGGAGCUGCAAACGGUGCUGAAGACGCUGAAGAAAGGCAUGCACAAGGCAGCGACUCCGUUGGCGAUUAUGUACUUGAGUGAGUUGGUCAAGCGGAUCGAUACGAAAAAGUUCACCAGCGUGUUGUGGCCCGUCGUCGAGCCGAAACUGAACGUCGCGAAGGAGGAGCAAACGAUGGACACGAUUUACUUUCUGCUGGCGGCGACUUCCGCUCAUAAAAAGUCGGUCAACAAGCAUUUUUUCCAGAACAACUUUGGCAGUCCUCGAAUGUUCCACGAGUCCAACUAUCCGUACUUGGCAAAUCUGCUGUGGGACAUCAAGAGCACGGUCACGAUCAACCAUCCGUUGUAUGACUAUUUGCUCGAGCAGUUGGUUGAGCAGGACAAGGUGGCGAGCUUCUGGACGCACGGAGUUGAGCCCAUUCUGAUGGACGAGGGCAGCGAACACAAGUUCAAGGAUAUCGUCGCUCUGAGGGUACUGAUUACGAUCCUCAACAGGUUGAAGACCUUCCAAUCGCUACCCGAGCUGCUCAGUCCGGGACUGCUGGAAAUGGUUCUGCGCAAGACGAAGAACUUUGCUCAACUAAGUGAGGACGUUCGCGAACUGUACCAGGAAGCGUUCGAAGCGCUGAUCCAGUGCUAUCCGAAGAUUUCGGACGAAGAGUGCAAGUUGCAGGUCUUUGAAAAGCUCGUCAGCGCGCCCAGCAGCGUUCUGAUUGAAAAGUACGCCUCCAACAAAAUCAUUCAAAACUUGCUUGCCACUUUGAGCGGCGAAAGUGUGCAGAAAGCUGCGCAGAUUCUUAAAAACCUGAUUCUAUCCGACAACGAAGCCGUCCUGAACCAGGAACGCAUCCACGCGACGCAAGCACUGCAGAAGCUGCUCUACAAUCGGCACGUCCUCGCGGAAAACGACUGGCGCCUUGGACACAUCAAGUUCUUCCUGAACAUGGGCGUGUUCUACUCGGCCGAUGGUCAGAAAAUCCUGAAAAGCAGCAAAAACCAGUCCGCCCUCUCCGCCGAGCUGGUCCCAACGAUGAAGUCUUCGUUUUUCCACUGUCUGGAGCAACGCCACUCCAAACUCGCCGACGAAAAGACCUUCCUGCUGUCGAUCGUCGAGUACGUGCACGAAAUUCUCGAGGGCUCCGGCGUAAAAACGCUCCGAGUCCCGCUCAGCGAUGAACACCUGCAGUACUGGCACCGCAUGUACAAAAUCGUCAACGGCAAGCAGAAGAACCAACAGAACCAGAAACUCGCCACCGUGUUCCACAUCCUGGUGCUGUACAUGGGACUGCACCUGUUCAGCGAUCCCGAACUGGCCGCCAGUUCCAUUGCCGAGCUGGAAAGCGUCAUGAAGCGCGUGCAGGGCAAAAAGUCCGCCUCCAAGUUGGCCAUCAAACAGAACGGAACGGCCGCUGAACCCGAGUGGAUCGAGGUCGUGGUCGACCUGUUCCUCAACUUGAUGUCGCAGAACUCGCACCUGCUGCGACGGGUCAUCGGGCACGUGUUCCCGCAUCUGUCCGCCGAGCUGACGCUGACGGCGUUCAACCAGAUUCUGUCGGUGAUCAACCUGAAGGACAAGACGAAUCCGCUGAGUGUGGACGAAAAGGGCAAUGGCGACGACGGAGCGGACGACAGCAAGAUGGAGACGGACGAGGAGGAUGACGACACGAGUGGGGUGGAGAGUGACGGUGGCGAUUCUGACGGAAAAUCUUCAGACUCGGAGGAAGAAGACGAUGAUGAAGAGGAGGAGGAAGAGGACGAGUUCAGUGACGACGAGGAUGGUGAAAAGGUUACGGACAAGAUGCGCUUGGCCAUCCAGCAAGCCCUCGGCGGUGCCAAUCCGGAAACCGACACCGAGUCGGUUGAUCUUGACGAUAUGAACGAAGAGGAGGGACGCAAGCUGGACGAAGCCCUCGCAGCGGCAUUCAAAAUGUUCAAACAGUCGAAAAAGACCAAACCAACAAAGGCGGAGGAACGUGUCGAGACCACGUUGACACACUUCCGGAUGCGGGUGUUUGACCUGAUCGACAUCUACCUGAAGAACAGCCCGAACAUCAUCAUUUGCCUCGAGUUGAUGCUGUACAUCUUCGAGAUGUUGCCGGUCGCGAUAAAGGAAACCAAGCACAAGCAAAUCCUCGACCGCUAUCGACAAAUCUUCAACAACCUGACCAAGAUCAAGCAGUUCAACAUUGACGUGAAGGACGUUUCGGCGGAGCAGCUGCCGCAGAUUCUCACCGAUUUGAUGGAGAAGGUGGCCAAGGGUUCGUCCUUCCCGGACCGCAACCAGUACCUCCUGAAGGCGUGCCAGUUCAUCGUGAUCUGCUCGCAGCUCAUCGAAAAGGACAGCAAACCCGCCAACAACAAAAAACACGCCACGAUCGAUCAAGUAUUCUGCAAAUAUCUCCAAGAGUUCAUCGUCGAUCGAAACCCGCCGCUAACGACGAACGUGUUCCAAACCCUCUUCCGGAUGGGCUGGUCCGGCAACUGGCUCCUGGCCAAAACCCUCGCCGCGGAGGGCCUCAAGCAGGAAACGCGAAUCGUGCGUCGAACGCAAACCCUUCAGCUGCUCAAAGAGCUCAUGAAAAACAGACGCUUCAUCGCCGCCGACUCGCAAACCGCCCAAAAAUCGCUCAAACCGAUCGCCACCAACCUCGCUGCGUACCUGGAAGAGCGCGAAAAGUCCGCCAACAUUUCCCAGAACGAGUUCAGCGAGCUGCUCCAGCUGCUCCAAGAGCUGAAGAACUUCCAGCAGCAAAACGCCGGUCUCGAGCUGAUCAACUGGAAGCGAACGGGCGCCCAAAUCCAGAAGCUGCGCCGCUUCAACCUCAACUCCCAAACGAUGAACCACUACGUGAGGCUGUGCCGUCAGCUGCAGCUGGAGCCCAUCAAAAACAGCCAGGAUAAGCAGCAGCAGCAGCAGAAUGGAACCGCUAAGCAGAACGGAGUGGCCAAGAAGAAGAAGAAGACAGACGACGGAAGUGACUCGUCGGAUGAGGAGGAAGAAGAAGAUGUGCAGGAACCGACGAGCAACGGUGCGGUCAAGCGGAAAAAGAACGGCAAUGCGGCCAAGCAGAAGCGAUUGAAGAAGGAGGAACGGCUCAAGGCGGCUUCCGAAGGGCUGGAAACGGUGUCGUUUGUUAAUGUAGAGUAAUUUUGAAGAAGAAAAAGUUUAUGGAAGGCAAAUAAACUUUAAAGAUUAUUAA
Molecule: messenger RNA, 3763 nt
Organism: Culex pipiens pallens (northern house mosquito)
Lineage: Eukaryota; Metazoa; Arthropoda; Insecta; Diptera; Culicidae
Gene: Mybbp1A
Product: myb-binding protein 1A
Exons: 3
Coding region: 115-3711 (1198 amino acids)
Biological process (GO): regulation of DNA-templated transcription
Cellular component (GO): nucleolus
Molecular function (GO): RNA binding; transcription factor binding; transcription corepressor activity
Source: RefSeq, a predicted model, not a curated record